AUGUCGUCUUCCGCCUCCGCCCCGUCGUCUUCGUCGUCGCCGGCCGUCGCUGUUGCCGCCGCCCUCGCCUCGGCCGCCCUCUCCGUGGGCAUGGCCAUGCGGUGGGCCGCUCGUGCCGCGUCCGCGCCUGCGGCUCCGCUGCAGCCGUCGAUCACCUCCAUGCGGACAGUCAACCCGAUCCGCGGCGUCGUCGAGCGCAUCGACCGGACGGGCAAUCCCGAGAAGGAGCACAUUGUGCUGGCACUCGGCGACCCGACCAAGUUUGGCAACUUUGCGCCGCCGCCGUCGGCCAGCGCCUUGCUCACCAACUUUGAGGCCAAGAGCCACAAUGGGUAUACCCACUCUGCUGGGGCGCCCGACGCCCGGGCUGCCAUCGCUGCCGCAUACUCGUACCCGGACGUGGGCAACGAGCUCCGGCCCAACGACGUGGUCAUCGCAUCCGGCGCCUCAGGCGCCAUCUACCUCGCCAUCCAGGCUCUGUGCAACGAAGGCGACGAGAUUCUGGUUCCUUCACCGGGCUUUGCGCUCUACGGCACCGCCGCCCGCUCGUGCGGCGUCGUCGACGUUGAGUACCCGCUUGAUCCCGACAACUCAUGGCUGGUGAAGCUUGAUGCGCUCGAGGCCCGCAUCACGCCGCGGACUCGGGCCAUUGUCAUCAACAAUCCGUCCAACCCGUGCGGCUCGGUCUUUCCGCGGGAGCAUCUCGAGGACAUCCUCGACCUCGCCGCCAAGUACAACCUGCCGAUCAUCGCCGACGAGAUCUACCACGGCAUGGUGUUCAAGGGCGUCGAGAGCCUCGCCCUCGCCCAGCUCCGUCCGCGGGUGCCCAUCUUUGCCAUUUCUGGCCUCGCCAAGCGGUUCAUGGUCCCCGGCUGGCGUGUCGGCUGGAUCUGCGUCUACGACUACCAGGGCCGCGCAGAGCCCAUCCGCCGGGCUCUCUACCAGCUCGCCCAGAUCACCCUCGGCGCCAACACCCUCGUCCAAUCGGUCAUCCCCGCGCUCCUCACCGAGACUCCAACCGAGUAUCACGAGGCCAACAAUGCCAAGCUCGAGGCGAACGCCCGCAUUGUCCUCGACGCCCUCGCUUCGGUCGCUGGCAUCGCCUGCACCGUCCCCGAGGGCGCCAUGUACACCAUGGCCCGCAUCGACUUUGACGCCUUUGACGACUCGAUCACCACCGACAUGCAUUUUGUCCAGGGCCUCCUCGAUGAGGAGUCGGUCUUUGCCCUCCCCGGCUCGUGCUUCAACGCGCCCAACUUUUUCCGCAUCGUCUUUGCCCCGCCACCGGAGCAGCUCAAGGAGGCCUGCGCACGCAUUGCCGCCUUUUGCGCCCGCCACGCUGCUGCCAAGUAA
Molecule: messenger RNA, 1353 nt
Organism: Thecamonas trahens ATCC 50062
Lineage: Eukaryota; Apusomonadida; Apusomonadidae
Product: tyrosine aminotransferase
Exons: 1
Coding region: 1-1353 (450 amino acids)
Biological process (GO): amino acid metabolic process; biosynthetic process
Molecular function (GO): pyridoxal phosphate binding; transaminase activity
Source: RefSeq, a predicted model, not a curated record